Ipomoea nil (Japanese morning glory) is the source of this 2075-nucleotide messenger RNA. Its product is annotated as laccase-15-like. Bases 17 to 1714 code for a protein of 565 amino acids. The record is from RefSeq and is a predicted model, not a curated record. Gene Ontology annotation, biological process: lignin catabolic process. Gene Ontology annotation, molecular function: hydroquinone:oxygen oxidoreductase activity; copper ion binding. Lineage: Eukaryota; Viridiplantae; Streptophyta; Magnoliopsida; Solanales; Convolvulaceae. The transcript has 6 exons. Gene Ontology annotation, cellular component: apoplast.
UAUUCUUAGUUUCAUAAUGUGGUCGGUUUCCAACGUUUUGGUUCUCCAGUUUAUGCUUCUUUGUAGCCUUGUAGCUGCUGAAGCUUCUGUUAUUCAUCGUCACAAAUUCACUAUUGAAGAGACUCCAUACACGAAACUUUGCAGCAGUAAGAAGAUCUUGACGGUGAACGGGAAGUUCCCCGGACCGGUUCUUUAUGCCACUGUAGGAGAUACAGUAAUUGUGGACGUUUAUAACAAAGGAUCCGAAAAUAUAACCAUCCAUUGGCAUGGAGUAAAAAUGCCGAGAUUUCCCUGGGCAGAUGGUCCUGAAUUUGUAACACAGUGUCCUAUUCAACCAGGAACUAAAUUUAGUCAAAAGAUAGUGCUUUCUGAUGAAGAAGGUACAUUGUGGUGGCAUGCUCAUAGUGACUGGUCUCGUGCCACAGUGCAUGGUGCCCUUCUGAUUUAUCCUAAGAAGGGAAGCCGAUUUCCUUUCCCUAAACCCUCAGCUGAAGUGCCCAUCAUAUUAGGAGAAUGGUGGAAGAGUGAUAUAAAAGAUGUUCUUACUGAGUUUACUGCUAGUGGAGGAGAUCCAAACAUCUCUGAUGCUUAUAUGAUCAAUGGCCAGCCUGGGGAUCUAUUUCCAUGCUCCAAAAAUGAUACAUUCAAGCUAACCGUGGAAUAUGGAAAGACAUAUAUGCUACGAAUGGUGAAUGCAGUGAUGAAUAACAUUAUGUUUUUCUCCAUCGCCAACCACAAUAUCACAGUGGUUGGAUCUGACGGUAGUUAUAUGAAGCCUUUCACGAGCGAUUAUAUUGCCAUAUCUCCAGGCCAAACCAUUGACUUCUUGGUGGAAGCCAAUCAGCCCCGCAACCACUACUACAUGGCGGCUAGGGCAUAUAGCAGCGCUCCCGGCGCCUUAUUCAACCGCAACACCACCACCGCUGUCGUUGAAUACCGCGGCAAUUACACACCAUCUUCAUCGCCAAUCAUGCCUAAUCUCCCAGUCUUCAACGAUACAAACUCUUCCGUUACUUUUACAGCAAAACUCCGAAGCUUAGCCGACAAGAAACACCCCAUAAAUGUCCCGUUGAAUGUCACGACAAAUCUUUUGUACACUAUUUCACUUAAUACAUUGCCGUGCACGAAUAACUCAUGCGCCGGCCCGAGGGGGAGUCGGUUUUCGGCUAGUAUUAACAACUUAACCUUUUCUCUCCCUAGAAUUGACAUUCUUCAGGCUUACUACAAGAACAUCAACCAAGUUUUCACCAGAGAAUUUCCAGAUUUUCCACCCUUGAACUUCAACUUCACGGCGAGUAAUCUGUCCGUUGUGCUCCGGCUGCCUGACCGGAGAACGGAAGUGAAAGUACUGGAAUAUGGCACGGUUGUGGAGCUUGUUUUCCAGGGAACCAAUUUGCUUUCUGGAAUCGAUCAUCCCAUGCAUUUGCACGGAUACAGUUUUUACGUGGUGGGUUGGGGUUUUGGGAAUUUCAACAAGACCACCGAUCCCCAGAACUAUAAUCUUGUGGACCCACCUCUGGUGAACACAAUUUCAGUUCCGAGGAAUGGUUGGACUGCCAUUAGAUUCAAAGCAGAUAAUCCUGGAGUGUGGUUUAUGCAUUGUCAUUUUGAACGACAUGCAACUUGGGGAAUGGAAAUGGCAUUCAUUGUUAAAAAUGGAAAGCGGUCCAACCAAAAAGUGUUACCACCCCCACCGGAUAUGCCCAAAUGUUGAAAAUUGAAGAAUAAUUGAUCAUCUUUCAAUUUUGAUUUUGAGUUUGUUUAUUAUUUACUUUCACUAUUUUAAAAAAAAAAAUAACUUGUAAUCACUCUACUCUGAACUCUCAACGGCUUGAUUUAAUUUGGCAGUCUAUAAUACCUCACCAAACAGAGUCUAACUGUUGCUUUUGGUUGAUGGGGUUGGAGUCACUCUUUCUAGAUUUAUAUGAUUUUGCUUGAAUUUUUUUUUCCUACGAAAAUGAAAAUGAGGAGUGUGUAAUGUCUUUUCUUGUAUUGUACUAUUUUCACAUUAUAUUGUACUAAUAAUUUGUUGUAAUAUGUUUUGAAAGUGUAUUUACUGGUCCUCAAUAAAUAUC